UUCACCCAAUAUUUUCUGUUUUCUCUUUGCAAAUUACGUAUUGUUCAAAACCCUAACCCUCGUUUUGUCGUCGUCAAAAUCCAACAUCUCUCAAGACAGAUUUUUCCCAUCACUUUCACCCCGACAUACACAGCGGCAUGGGUUCCAAAUCCAAGGGCGAUAACCCACACUCCGGGGAUGGUGCUAGCCCUGGGAAGAUUUUCAUAGGAGGAUUGGCUAAGGAUACCACGUACACGACGUUUAACAAUCAUUUUGGGAAAUAUGGGGACAUAACUGAUUCAGUGAUUAUGAAAGAUCGGUAUACGGGUCAGCCUAGGGGUUUUGGUUUUAUAACAUAUGCAGAUCCUUCAGUUGUUGAUAGGGUUAUUGAAGACACCCAUAUCAUUAAUGGGAAACAGGUUGAGAUAAAGAGGACCAUUCCUAAAGGUUCUGGGCAAUCAAACGAUUUUAAAACUAAGAAGAUAUUUGUUGGUGGAAUCCCAUCAUCAGUUACAGAAGAUGAGUUCAAGAGUUUCUUUUUGAAGUAUGGGAAAGUGGUGGAGCACCAAAUUAUACGAGAUCAUGAAACAAAUCGUUCUCGAGGGUUUGGAUUUAUAAUUUUUGAUAGUGAAGAAAUUGUAGAUGAAAUGUUAUCCCAAGGAAAUAUGAUUGAUAUGGCUGGUACUCAGGUGGAGAUCAAGAAAGCUGAACCAAAGAAAGCCUCAAACCCACCACCUGCUCCUGCAUAUGGUAGCAACUCUAGGGGUCGUUCUUACAGUGAAAACUUUGGUGGAUUUGGAGGUUCUUAUGGGGCCUUUGAUGGAGGCUUUGGGCCUGGUCCCUAUAGGACUCCUGGGGGUCUGGGUGGUAGAUUUGGUGGUGGUGGUGGUGGUGGUGGUGGUGGUGGUGUUUAUGGUUAUGGCAGUGACGGUGGGGACUUUGGUGGUGGCUAUGGUAGUUUUGGUGGGAGUAGCUUAGGAGGUUACCGAGGUGAAUCUUCCCUUGGUUAUUCUGGUCGAUUUGGACCUUAUGGUGGCGGGUUUGGUGGGGCUUAUGGUGGUAGUGGUUUAGGGGGUUAUGGUCGGGGAGGUGAGGGAUAUGGAAGUUAUGGAGGUCCAGGGUAUGGUGGGGGUUAUGAAUCUGGUCCAGGUGCUAGUUAUGGAGGAGCAGGUGGUCUUUAUGGAAGGGGAGGCUAUAGUGGCAGUAGUCGAUAUCAUCCUUAUGCAAGAUAGAAAAAAGGCAUUUUGCAGUUGCUUAAUCUUUGCCUAGCAGUUCCAAACAGGGUCAUCUAGUUUAAAGCCUUGUGAAACAGAUAGGCACUUUCCCACAUGUAAUAGAAGUCUCCUAUCUCUGUGAUUGAGGAAGCUUUUAAGGAUCAGAGUAUCUAUUUUUAGUUAUUUCUCAUAUGUAUAUUUUAGACAGACUUCUUAGUUUUGCUUCAACUUAGUCCUUGGUGUCUUUGGUUAACUUGUUGUAGUUCUAAUGUAGCCUGUUUUGCAGAUGAUAGUAUCUUUGUUUGGAGCGUGAUGCUAUUUAUUUAGUUUGAUCUAGAUAGACCUUUUGUUAAAUUCGUACCUGUUUGUUUUGACUUACAAUGCAGCAGUUGGGCAAUUAAUAUUUAUAUUUAUUCUUCCUUGAUUCA
Molecule: messenger RNA, 1621 nt
Organism: Manihot esculenta (cassava)
Lineage: Eukaryota; Viridiplantae; Streptophyta; Magnoliopsida; Malpighiales; Euphorbiaceae
Product: heterogeneous nuclear ribonucleoprotein A3
Exons: 6
Coding region: 138-1211 (357 amino acids)
Biological process (GO): regulation of gene expression
Cellular component (GO): nucleoplasm
Molecular function (GO): RNA binding
Source: RefSeq, a predicted model, not a curated record